AUGACACUUUUUUACCACGGAUCCCUUCAGGAGGGCAUUGCUGCUGCAGUGAGAGAUGCCAAAGCGGUUACUUGCUUUGUUAGAGAUGACGAGGAGUUGAGCUCUCAAUGGGAAGACGCUUAUUUUGGUGAUUAUGAGGUCGCGGAAGCACUCAAUGCCAAAGCAGUUGUAUUGCGCUUGACAGCGGGGUCACAGGAGGCUGGAUUCCUGGCCUCUUUCUGUCCGAUCUCGAAAUUUCCGACUGCUGUCCUUAUCAAGAAUGGCACGCUGAAGGAAUACAUUGGGCCAGAUGUCUCGAAAGAUGACUUCCGCAGUCGAUUGAUUGCAGCUUUGGGAAAUGAGCAGAAGCUCGGUCCUACGCAGCAACUGCGAGGGAAUGACAUUCCUACCGCUUCAACUAGUAAUGCGCCGGCGUCAGUCGCGCCAUCCAAUGCUAGCAAACCCGCAAAUCAAGCAAUCGGUAUGGCAAUCGAGAAACGAUCGCCGGUUGAACAAAUACCCAAGAAAGCUACAGAACCUGCAAAUUCAGCAGGCUCUACGCCUCAAAAGCACUUAUCAUCCAAAGAAGCAAGCAAUAAAGACAUUAAAGGCAAAGCACCGGUGGGGUCUAAGAAGCCCACUGGCAAACGUGUUGCAAAGAGCGAGCUCCAAGGGCCAAAACCUGUAGUCCCUCGAGGACCUCCGACCGAGUACCGGUUACAAGUGCGCCUGUUUGAUGGAAGCUCUGUGCGAUCUAGCUUUACACCCACUCAGACAAUCCGAACUGAUGUACGGGCUUGGCUUGAUCAGAAGAUGGAAGGCGACAACCGGCCCUACAACCUCAAACAUAUCUUAACCCCCCUCCCUAGCGAAACUCUUUCUGUCACCCAAGAGUCCCAAACUCUUCGAGACUCGGGUCUCGGUUCCACAGCGAAUCUAGUCAUGGUUCCGGUAUCAACAUACACGGAGGCCUACUCCACAGCGGGUAGCUUGCCCGUUCGUGGUAUCUCUGCCGCCUACAACCUGGCGUCUUCUGCCGCCAGUACUGCAACAGGUUUUCUGAGUUCAUUGUUAGGAUAUGGCUCAACCGCACCGGCAAAUGGUGCAACCACCUCUUCGCCAUCUCCGGCUACUGGCAGCUCUACUAGGAUUACGGGGCCUAAUAUUCGCACGCUGAGGGAUCAACAAGAUGGACGUGAGAAUACUCAGCUCUACAACGGGAACCAGCUAAACUUCGAGCCACGAAAGAACCAGGAUGACAAGGACAGAUAA
Penicillium vulpinum is the source of this 1251-nucleotide messenger RNA. RefSeq names its product UBX domain-containing protein. The record is from RefSeq and is a predicted model, not a curated record. Gene Ontology annotation, molecular function: protein binding. The transcript is spliced from 5 exons. Bases 1 to 1251 code for a protein of 416 amino acids. Lineage: Eukaryota; Fungi; Ascomycota; Eurotiomycetes; Eurotiales; Aspergillaceae.